Messenger RNA from Argentina anserina (silverweed cinquefoil), 762 nucleotides. RefSeq lists its product as uncharacterized. Gene Ontology annotation, biological process: DNA damage response. Gene Ontology annotation, molecular function: single-stranded DNA binding. The record is from RefSeq and is a predicted model, not a curated record. NCBI's taxonomy places the organism in Eukaryota, Viridiplantae, Streptophyta, Magnoliopsida, Rosales, Rosaceae.
AUGUGUGGGAGGGCGAGGUGUACUCUGAGAGCCGACGACAUCUCUAGGGCUUGCUGUCGGAAGCAUGGGCCGAUUCGUACUGUUAAUAUGGACCGGUAUCGGCCGUCGUAUAAUGUAUCGCCGGGAGCGAAUUCGCCGGUUGUGCGGAGAGGAGAUGGGGCUGAUGGUGGAGAAGACGGCGUCGUUAUUCAGUGUAUGAAAUGGGGACUGAUUCUGAGUUUCACCAAGAGAACGGAGAAGCUUGAUCAUUACAGGAUGUUCAAUGCUCGGUCUGAAUCCAUUUGUGAGAAGGCCUCUUUUCGGCGUCUGGUUCCUAAGAAUUGCUGUGUCGUUGCAGUAGAAGGGUUUUAUGAAUGGAAAAAAGAUGGUUCUAAGAAACAGCCUUACUAUGUCCAUUUUAACGAUGGUCGGCCUCUUCUGUUUGCUGCUCUUGAUUCGUGGGAGAAAUCUGAAGGUGUGAAACUUUAUACCUUCACAAUCAUCACUGCUUCUUCAUCUUCAGCUUUGGGUUGGCUCCAUGACAUGAUGCCAGUAGUUUUGGGUGACAAGGAAUCCGUUGAUACAUGGCUAGAUGGUUCUUCGCCUUCCGAUUUUGAUAAAUUAUUCAAACCAUAUGAAGGGACUGAUCUGGUAUGGUACCCAGUAACACCAGCAAUGGGUAAGGUGUCUUUUGAUGGGCCAGAGUGCAGCAAUGAGGUUAUUGUGUAUUCCUUUACACCUGAUGCAUAUCAUAAUUAUCAUUUGCUAAUAGGAAGGUUUUAG